AUGUCGUCUCGUGACAACUGUAUGAAGUGUCAGACCGACAGUCACAGUUACCUGUACUGCCCUGAAGUGACAUGUACCGAGUGUCACACUCAAGGUCACCGCCACUAUGUCUGUCAGAAGAUAAGCAGUCAAGAUAAGCAGAGGACUCCCCAGGGCCCAUGCUACAACUGCCGAGCAGUGGACCAUUUCGCUGCAGAUUGCCCAGAACCCAGUCGAAAGAAGACUCCCCAGGGUUCUUGUUACAACUGCCGAGCAGUGGACCAUUUCGCUGCAGAUUGUCCAGAACCCAGUCGAAAGAAGACUCCCCAGGGCCCAUGUUACAACUGCCAAGUCGUGGGCCAUUUCGCUGCAGAUUGUCCAGAACCCAGUCGAUCCAGUCGAUCCUGUCGAUCCAGUCGAUCCAUGCUGUCCAUGUCGACACAAGUGCUACAUCUCAUAGAAGACAUGCAUAUGGACGUGCCUUAA
Molecule: messenger RNA, 465 nt
Organism: Haliotis rufescens (red abalone)
Lineage: Eukaryota; Metazoa; Mollusca; Gastropoda; Lepetellida; Haliotidae
Product: ATP-dependent RNA helicase glh-4-like
Exons: 1
Coding region: 1-465 (154 amino acids)
Molecular function (GO): nucleic acid binding; zinc ion binding
Source: RefSeq, a predicted model, not a curated record